Molecule: messenger RNA, 1637 nt
Organism: Ceutorhynchus assimilis (cabbage seed weevil)
Lineage: Eukaryota; Metazoa; Arthropoda; Insecta; Coleoptera; Curculionidae
Source: the annotation of a GenBank genome assembly
UUGUGCAAUAAACUGCAUCUCGAUAUGAUUUGGUGGCCGGUAUAUUUUCUGGCGCUUUGCGUUGCAACUUUCCUCUUUUUGAAAUAUAAACACAAUUACUGGAGAAGAAGGGGUGUAAGGCAAUUUGAGCCCGAGUUCUUCUUCGGAAAUGUUAGAGAGGCUGUUCAAGGAAAAGCUAAGAUUAUUGAAAUUUGCAGAAAGUACUACUAUGAUUUGAAGAAAAAAAAUGAACUUUAUGGGGGAAUAUAUUUAUUUUAUAGUCCUGUCUUGUUGCCUGUCAAUCCGGAAUUAAUCAAACAAAUUUUGACCAAAGAUUUCGAACACUUUACCUCUCAUGGAUUAUUUCACCACGAAAAUGACUAUAUGCAUAAUCAUCUUUUUAACGUCGAGGGAGAGAUUUGGAAAAACCUACGAUCAAAAUUGACACCAACAUUCACUUCUGGAAAAAUGAAGGGCAUGUACGAGAUACUAUAUAGUUUAGCUGACCGUCUUGAAAAGAAAACUGGAAACUAUGCCAAAACAGGAAAACCAGUUGAAAUAAAAGAGCAUGCAGCAUGUUUUGGUACUGACGUUGUGGCUACAUGUUUCUUUGGUCUGGACAGUGACUGCUUGAAUGUGCCAGAGAGCGAAUUUAGGAAGUAUGGCAAAUUGAUAUUUGCUCCAAGACCUGUGAGAUUUGUCAUGGAAAUGCUCAUUAAUUGGAACCUACUUGGCGCGUUGGGACAUACAUUUGCACCCAAAAAAAUUACGAAGUUCUUUACCCAAGUGAUUACGGAAACGGUCGCUUAUAGAAAGAAAAACAACGUGUCAAGGAAAGAUUAUAUGGACCUUUUAAUACAACUACAGAAUGAAAAUCAGUUGAAUGAAAAGGAACUUAUAGCUAAUACCAUGGUUAUGUAUGCUGCAGGGUUUGAAACUUCAUCAACUACAACUACUUUCCUCAUGUACGAACUGGCUAAGAAUCAAGACAUUCAGGACAAAGUCAGAGAAGAAAUCUUAGGUAUAUGCAAAAAAAAUCAAAGCGGGGAAGUUACUUACGAUGACCUAGCAGACAUGAAGUAUUCUGAAAUGUGUAUAUAUGAAACUUUAAGACGAUACUCGCCUGCAACAGAAGUUCCAAGAUGCUGCACCAAAACUUACACGGUUCCUGGUACUGACACCGUAAUUGAAAAAGAUACUUUCGUAAUUAUUCCUGCUUGGCUCAUCCAUAUGGACCCAGAAUUUUAUCCGAACCCAGAAAAAUUCAACCCGGAAAACUUUGCAGCUGAACAUAAACAUUCAAGACACGACUUUGUGUUUAUGCCUUUUGGAGGUGGACCCAGAUUGUGUUUUAGAUUCGCCUUGAUGCAAAUUAAAGUGAAUUUAAUAAAACAACUCAGAAAAUAUAGAUUUACACUAAAUUCAAAAACGCCAAAAAAUUGUACUUUUGAAUCACUAUCUUUAACUUUAACGGCUAAAGAGAAUUUAUAUUUGGAUGUUACUCCAGUAUAAUAUGACCCUAUUUAAAUUUAUUUACAGUAUAAAUGGUGUUUUAUUGAUAAAGAUGUAGCUUUGCUUUGCUCAAUUAUUUUUUUAGGCACCCUAGGUUGUACCAAAUGGAGGUCGAGUUGAGUACUGGUACUGAAGGUUUAAAGUCA